This is a messenger RNA of Myxocyprinus asiaticus (Chinese sucker), 5958 nucleotides long. Its product is annotated as dystrobrevin alpha-like. The transcript has 22 exons. The record is from RefSeq and is a predicted model, not a curated record. Gene Ontology annotation, biological process: synaptic signaling. Gene Ontology annotation, molecular function: zinc ion binding. NCBI's taxonomy places the organism in Eukaryota, Metazoa, Chordata, Actinopteri, Cypriniformes, Catostomidae. The coding region runs from base 120 to 2174 and encodes 684 amino acids. Gene Ontology annotation, cellular component: plasma membrane; synapse.
CAAGAACUCUAUGGGCUGCUUUUGUUGUGAAGUCGAAGGACCAGACGAAAAGCAUUAUUUAAAAAACUAGCAGACUUAUUGUGGUCACUCAUAAAUACUGUAUAAGCAAGAAGAGGACCAUGGUGCUUUCUGAAGGAAUGAUUAAAGAGUCCGGCCGCAGCAGCAGCACGAUGGCAGACAGAAGACAACUGUUUGCUGAACUGCGUGCACUAGAUUUGGACUCCAUCCGAUUGUCCACAUACAGAACAGCAUGCAAGCUAAGGUUUAUACAGAAGAGGUGCAAUUUGCAUCUGCUAGAUAUCUGGAAUGUUAUCGAGGUGUUUCGGGAAAACAGACUCAACACCAUGGACGUCAACACAGAGUUCUCAGUGUCGCACCUACAAGCAAUAUUGUCUACCAUCUUUUACCAGCUGAACAAGCGUCUGCCCUCAACCCAUCAGAUCAAUGUAGACCAGUCCAUCUCGUUCCUCCUCAACUUCCUGUUUGCGGCUUAUGACCCGGAAGGUGUUGGAAAAAUGUCCAUUUUUGUAGUGAAGAUGGCCCUGGCUACACUUUGUGGAGGGAAGAUUUUGGAUAAACUUCGAUAUGUUUUUUCGCAGAUAUCAGAUGCGAAUGGAGUGAUGAUAUACUCACAGUUUGACCAGUUCCUGAGGGAGGUGCUGAAACUACCCAUGACUGUGUUUGAGGGACCGUCUUUUGGGUACACUGAGCAGUCCACAAGAUCCUGCUUUCCACAAGAGAAAAAGGUCUCGCUCAACGUGUUUCUUGACACAUUCAUGUCAGAUCCUCCUCCACAGUGUCUGGUUUGGUUACCGCUGAUGCAUCGUCUGGCAAAUGUUGAGAACGUCUUCCAUCCUGUGGAGUGCUCAUACUGUCACAACCAAAGCAUGAUGGGAUUUCGUUACCGUUGCCAACAAUGUGAUAAUUACCAACUCUGCCAAGAGUGUUUCUGGAGGGGCCAUGCCUCUGGCAGCCAUAGCAACCAGCACCAGAUGAAGGAGUACAUGUCAUGGAAAUCUCCAGCUAAGAAGUUGUCAGACGCUCUCAGUAUGUCCCUGAGCUGCGCCUCCAGUCGAGAGCCUCCUUACCCGACUUUCUCCGAUACACCUGAGAAACCUCUCAACCUCAGUCAUGUCGUGCCACCCAGACCUGUGGCUGGUGGAAAUGAGUGCAUUUUUUCUCACUCCAUGCCUUCCUCAGGAAACCCUUAUUCCAGUAAAACUAGUGGUGCUCACGAUGAGGCAAAACAGAAGAAGUUGUUUUCCCGGACGACCCCGGAUCUUUUAAAAGGGAAAGGGGUUCAGUACAGCAUCGAUAUUGCGGAUAGACUCGCUGAUGAGCACAUACUUAUCGGAUUAUAUGUGAAUCUCCUCCAAAAGAACCACUCAUGUUUCCAGGAGAGCAGUAAAAACCAAGACGAUGAGCACUGCCUCAUCGCUCGUUAUGCCUCCCGAUUGGCUGCUAACGGAGCUGCAGCGAAGACCAGAGUACCAUCGGACAUCUCUCUGUGUCUGGACUCCAAUAAACAACAGAGGCAACUAAUAGCUGAGCUAGAAAACAAAAACAAGGAGAUUUUGCAAGAGAUUCAGCGUUUGAGACAACAACAUGAGGAAGCCUCCGAUCCUCCAUUAGACAAAAGCCAACAGAAUCCAACGUUAUUGGCUGAACUGAGGCUGCUCAGGCAGAGAAAAGAGGAGUUAGAGCAGAGGAUGUCAGCGCUUCAAGAAAGCCGUCGUGAACUCAUGGUGCAACUAGAGCAGCUCAUGCUGCUGUUAAAGGAAGAAGAACAAAAGCGUGCUAACCAGGGCCCUGGCUCCUCCCCUCGCUCCUCCCCCAGCCACACAGCCAACUCGUCCAUCCAGUCAGCAUCUGGCAAUAGCACACCCAUCCCCAUGCCUGUCCAAUCAACAUCUGGCAAUACCACACCCAGUCAAACACCUCAGGACUCACUCAUGGGCCUGGGAGGAGAGGUGCAGCAGGCCUUCGCUCAGGGCUCCAGAAGAAACUUAAGAAAUGACCUCCUGGUAGCUGCAGACUCCAUCACCAACACAAUGUCAUCACUUGUGAAAGAACUUAACUCGGAGGUGGGGAGUGAAACGGACAGCAUCAGUGACCUGGCGUUCUCAACAACAGAUGUUCUCAACACACAGACGGGUUCCUCAAGAACAGGGUGACUUUACAAGAAUAGCUGCAUUUUCAUAAGCAAUGGGAGAGUGAACUACACUGAAGCACUGUGCAGUAACCAGACCUGAGCUGGAUUAUACAACAUUUCUGAAAAGCGUCAAUUCAAACCAAUACUGUGGUACACAACCCAAUCUAUAAAUAUAGAAAUAUAUUUUUAGAAUCUACAAAAUGUUUUAAGACAUGGACAUUACAAACAAUGGAACUGUCUACAACACCGCCAGUGCCAUAAAAUCCACUGAUUUUGAGAUUUGUUUCAUUUAUUUGGUGUUAAUGUGAUCUUUUCAUAUGUAUCUGUUCAAAGUACUGUAUUUGAAUAUCUGUCGGCAAAAUGGGCGUGGUCUUUAAUGAAGCUGCUAUCUUUACAAAUGACAUCUUUCAUUACACUUUAAGAGCAGAAUUCCCAGAUCUUUUUUUUUAAAGGUCUUUUAAAAAAUAUAAAAUAUUAGGCAUAUGUUGUAGCUUUGAUUACUAAUUGACAGUUAAAUGAUUUGAGAUUUUAUCAUAGCCUUUGAUACACAAAUUAAUUCACUGCCUUAGCUUAUAAGACUGCAUUUGUUUUUUAUUAGGUGGGUAGGUAUGUGUACUUUAUUGAAAUUGACUUAUUUCAAAGACAAGAAAAGUCCAGAAAUGGGUGAAUCUCACAAAAAAAAAAAAAAAAAAAAAAUGUUUGUCACAUUUCACCCCAAAAUCAAAAGAAAUAAAAUAAUAAAUUGUAUUUUGCAUAAAGAAAAUAAGCCUAUUUUUUAGGACCAUUACAAUGUUUUGCAUUGCAACGUUAUUUACCUUGAAAAAUUCUCAUUACCGUAAUGCUUUAUAACAUAAAACCAGAUUUUUGUUAAAGCCUUUAUUUUUCAAUGGUGAUUCUUAAUACUGUAAUUCAGCAUUUUUUACUGUAUUGCAGCAAAAUACUGUAAUGCAAUGAUUUUAAAGUUGUUACAAAUGUUACUAUGAUGUUAGUUUUUUUGGGGGGCUGGAAAAUAUUCUUAAUUUUAAUUAAAAUAAUAUCACAAUGUAACAAAAUAAUAAUGUUAAAAAAAUACGCUUUUAAAAGUUAUUUUAAAAUAUUUUAAAUAUACCCUUUUUUCUUUUGAUUUUGGGCUGAAAUAUGACCAGGACAUGUUUUAACAGGUUUCAUGUGACUCACCCCAAUAAAACUUUGCACCUCUACAUUCAAUAAGUCAUCCUUUGACUCUGAAGAGCACACAUUAUAUUUACCAUGCUCUAUUAUUUAACAAAGUUUUAAUGUUUCAAGGCAAAAUUAAAUAUGUUGAGGUUAACUUGAUAUGCACAUCUUACAAUAUGUGACGCUACUGAAACUAAAUGUGCUGUUAUGUUAUUCAAAAAUUGUCAAGAUGCCUUUUGGAAAUGCAUUUUAAAUAAUAUUUUGGUGUAUGAUAUGCUGAGCUGCAACAUAAUUAUCAUGUUUGGAUUGAAUUUGACAGCGAGUAUGAAUUGCUGAAACUUCUGCUGUCACAUUGUGAACUUUGGUUACUUGUGUUUUUUCAGGCAGGCAGUUAUAAAUCAGUACAAAAACAAAAAGAGCACCCAUGCCCUGCUGCAAACAUUGCACUUUUCAGUGAUUUUGCAUGGUACUAAACAAAUAUAUAUAAGCAUAAUACAUUGUACAGGUGUUUAGAAUCUGUAUCCAUAAAAUAAUAUUUAAAGUUUCUGUCUUUCUAUGUCUUAGAGUUUGCCACAGUAAAUCCCUAAUUUCAGGUUUUUUGCAAUCUGUCAAUGAUGGUCUAUGUUGAUGCAAUAUAUUGAAUAUCCACUAGAUGUCGUUGAGGAACAACUAGCUAACUGUGCUCUUCUCAUUGGACAUUUGAGAAAACUGUCAGGCUGAAAUUUGCAUUGUUAGGGGUUGAUCAGGUCAGGAAAAUGUGGCACAUGCAAAGCUACCAUUGUUAGUCAAACUGUUUUACACUGGUGAGCCAAAACAUUAUGACAACCUGCCUAAUAUGCUGUUGGUCCACCGUGUGCUGCCAAAACAGCACCGACCCGCCGAUGCAUGGACUCUACAAGACUCCUGAAGGUGUCCUGUAGUAUCUGGCACCAAGACAUUAGCAGCAGAUCCUACAAGUCCUGUAAGUUGCGAGGUGGAGUCGCCAUAGAUCGGACUUGUUGGUCCAGCACAUCCCACAGAUGCUCAAUCGGAUUGAGAUCUGUGGAAUUUGGAGGCCAGGGCAACACCCUGAACUCUUCAUAUGUUCCUCAAACCAUUCCCGAACAAUGUAUGCAGUGUUGCAGGGCAUGUUAUCCUGCUGAAAGAGGCCACUGCCAUCAGGGAAUAAGAUUGCCAUGAAGGGGUGUACCUGGUCUGCAACGAUGUUUAGGUAGGUGGCACGUGUCAAAUUGAUGUCCAGAUGAAUGGCCGGACCCAGGAUUUCUCGGCAGAACAUUGCCCUGAGCAUCACACUCCCUCCACCGGCUUGUAGUCUUCCCACAGUGCAUCCUGGUGCCAUCACUUCCCCAGGUAAACGGCGCACACUUACACGACCGUCCAUGUGAUGACAAAGUAAACAGGACUCACCGGACCAGGCGAACUUCUUCCACUGCUCCAAGGUCCAGUUCUGACGCUCACGUGCCCUUUGUAGGCGCUUUCGACGGUGGACAGGGGUCAUCAUGGGCAGUCUGACCACACUGUGUGUUGUGACACAUUCCUCCCGUAAGCAUCAUUAAAAUCGGUUAAGACCAGACGGGAUAGCAUUCUUUGCUCUCGCGCAUCAAUAAGCCUUGGGCACCCAACACCCUGUCACCGGUUUGUGGUUUGUCCCUCCUCGGACCACUGUCUGUAGGUACUCACCACUGCUGACCGGGAGCACCCCACAAGCCUUGCCUUUUCAGAGAUGCUCUGACCAGUUAGUCUGGCCAUAACAAUUUGGUCCUUGUCAAAGUCGCUUAGGUCUUUAAUCCUGCAUUCAGCACUUCCCCUGAGUCUCAGUGUGCACACUAUCCACCCUAAAUAGUUUAAGAGAUAAGAAUGAGCAUGUCUCAAAUGGUAUUGGGGGAGAGUGUGACACUUUUUGGUUUUCUUAAGUUUGUGUAAAUGCACUUGGGGAUCAAAGUAUUUUUAUUAUUUCACAUGAAUUAUGCACGUGUCUGGUACAAAUAUGUGGUCUUCUUUCAUGAAUAUAUCGUAAACUUUUUUCACGAUCUACCUCGAAAAAGGAAAGUAAAAUGUUACAAUGUGCCCCAUAACAGCUGAGGGGCACAUUGUAACAUGACUACAUGAAAGCUUAAAAUCCCUCUCUAACAACUGUGUAUGAUCUAAUUCAAAUAAAUAGAAGAUAUAGUAAAAUAUGAUGUCAAUAAAUGGGAAUUAUGUAUAUUACAUAUCUGACUGCAUUGAAGUGCAUAAUGUGCCCCAUCAGCGCAACUGGUAUUUAAACCUGGCUGGUCACUUCUGCUGGCAAGCUAAGUAUUAAAGCAAAUAACAACAUAUAACAAUAACCACAGAUUGCAGAAUAAAACGAUACCAAGUUGGCCUUGUUUUAAAUAAACACUAAAAGCAGAGGUGAAAAUUAACUUUCGAGUGAAUUUUAACUUUUGCUACUUUAAAAUUAACUUUUGGCGACAUCUUCCAAAGGUUUUUGAAUUUUGCCGCAAUUUUUUUCACACUAUUUCCGGUAGAUUUGCGAAGUGUGGAUUAGUGCACGCUUUUUCGGCCCGUGGUACAUAGGGGCCUCUAUUUGUUCCUGACAGGCAGCAGAUGCCGUCACCCCGCCCCCACCCUAAUCCUAACCAUUUGGAGCCUGUAAGGCUGAAUACCCUGCA